UUCUACGUUGACAAAUCUGGACUAAAUUAAAAACCUAGCAAGUUCGGUUUAUAAUUAAAUGUAUAAAUAUGAAAGAAAUAUUGAGCUGUGUUAUCUUUAAAAUACAACCGUACUGUGCUAGUUUAAUUCGGAUAGUUUGAGGGUUAUCGUUAACAUCUACUGUUCAUGCAGGUGUCUCUUAAGAUUACUGUUUAAAACUGACGGCUUACUUAUCAACAAGCAUUCGUAUCCGUAAGUGGGAACCUUCAAGCAUGAAAGAGAUAGAAUGGUCAUCGAUGCGUUAUGAUCUCAAAACCGCUCUCGAUAUAGUGGACCUUCCUUGUGACGUCAAGACCACGCGAUAUCUGCGCAACAAACGCACUACGCAGACAGAAUGUCAAAUCAAAUCUCAACUUGACGCCGGAACUGUCAUCAGACUUGAGAAGCGAUUAAGGGUUUACUAUGUAAAAGCGAGGGUUCUGAAACUGGACAAACGUCACGUGAUAAAUAAAGCUCCGGAGUUUGUAACCAAACACAAGUUGCACGUGGGGAAGGAGAUUUUGAUCCCCUUGCAGGGUAGAACAAGGGUUAGGCUUGUUGAUAAGACAGGGGAGAGGCUGUACCAUACUGUUAGAGAGGUGGCUGAGGACUUCCCUUCCUAUGUGCGGGCCGAGCAGGACACCGUGUGUGUGGCCCCAGGGAGCCGUGCUUGCGAGGUGGUAACUUCCGGCACAGUUCUCCAGCUGGACCGGGUCACCCUAACCAGCCAUUCCGUCCGUGGGUUCCGUGAGACGUUCCUUAUCUGCAGGUGCGUGCAAACUAAAAGGGAACUCGCCUUCCGGUUAAUAUCCACCGUCUGUUUCCGUAAAGUACCUGACCGGACCAAAUAUUUCCUCCAGGAUUUUAUAGAGCAUAUGCCAUUGCCACAAGUUGUUGAAGUGGUUGAUGUGAUUGUAAGUGAUGUUAUACCGGUGUCGGACGAAGAUAAGGCUGAUCUUUUAGCCAUGCUUGGGGGACCUCUCGAACUUAUAUCUCUGCAAUUUAAGGAUUUUAUUGUCGGCUUUGACCACGAGAGCGAAAACAUCAUUGCAAUUCCUGAACAUGGCGACUUUUUAGAAUCAGCUUUAGUGAACAUACCAAUUAACGACGAUGUGUUCCUGGAUACUCAGCCAUCUGGAGACAAUGACUCCGAUGGAGAACAAUCAAGUAGUUACUGUUAUGAGUCGACCCUCGCCAAACUAUAUUUGUUGUACGCGUACUCUAGUUAUCCAAUUCUUUUAAAUAAGCGGACCUCAAACGGGGAACUAGCAGAAGAUCCUGGCACAUCGCAACAGGACCAAGGUUCAGAAGAUCUUGGCACAUCACGACAUGACAAAGGUUCAGAAGAUCCUGGCACAUCGCAACAGGACCAAAGUUCAGAAGAUCCUGGCACAUCGCAACAGGACCUAGGUUCAGAAGAUCCUGGCACAUCGCAACAUGACCAAGACAUGCACGCGUCCAUGAAGCACACGUUAUCCGCACCAGUUGUAGGUGGCACCCAGGGUAAAGGGCAGGUCUGUAUAGAGGAUUACAGACAACGCGUCUCGUCCGCUGGAGAUGCAGAAGGUCAUAUUGCAGAUUCCACGAUGCAGGCAGGUGGAUUGCGAUCUUAUCUUCUAAAUCUAAGCAGGAGAAUGAAGGUGACAGCUGUGCAAAAAUUGUUCAGAACAGGUUCCUCACAGGCAAGGUUUGAAGAACAGGCAAAUAAACUAGCAAAAAGUAGUCCCGACCUGAGCCACGACAGCUGUAAAGAGGUUAACAAAGAAACUAGUUCCAAUUUUGUUUGUUACUUAAAUUAUACACCAGGUUCUGUAGAUAACGGUGAAUUAAAGUCUGCUGAUAAAGAAAAUGAUAACAAACCACUCGAAAUUGGAAUGUAUUCAAACGGUUGUGUUAAUGAACGUGAAAGACCAUGUGAAAAAGGCAAGACGUCGGAUAAUGCGCUUGGUGGCGUUAAACGCGCACGAACAACGACUGACACAGUCGAGUAUGCCACGUUAGAUUUCACAGAAGACAUACCUGGUGCCGUGCAUUUCUGUGAUAUAUGUAAGAGAAACCUUACAUAAGAAAACAUGGAAAAACAAUGGAAGUCAAAGUAAUAAAACAGAAGAUAUGUCCUAGUAUACAAACUCUGCUGUCAAGACGCAAUAAUGUUGCCAAUUGGCCUUUCAAACAUUAAUCGAAUAACUGUGGUCGAAAUGGUUCCCAGUACAUCGGAAUAUAAGCUUUAUAACUAUCAACAGGGAAAUGAGUGCAAGAAAUGACAAUAGUGCAAAACGAGUGUAUUUCAACAGUGGUAAUGUGUGUAGUACGACAACUAGCUUGGUGUUAUAUAUGAACGUCAUGAUAAGAAGCGUGCUUUACGUUCCUUUAUAAAUGUGGUUUGAGACCUUCCAUAACAGAUGUAUACAUCAAGCAAUAUAUGCAUGACACACGAAUCGACCUGAACUUCAUGUUAAUAUCAGUUGUGAACGUCAUGAACCUGAAUUUGAGAUUUAUGUGUAAUCAGCUAUCUAAUUGUAUUGACGUUCAAUACACGUUUUAGAUAUUUUUUGGACAAUAUUCAAUUAAACUAAAGGAUUUACA
Mya arenaria is the source of this 2604-nucleotide messenger RNA. RefSeq lists its product as uncharacterized. The transcript has 6 exons. The record is from RefSeq and is a predicted model, not a curated record. NCBI's taxonomy places the organism in Eukaryota, Metazoa, Mollusca, Bivalvia, Myida, Myidae. Bases 252 to 2084 code for a protein of 610 amino acids.